UCUAAUUAGGCAUUCAUAAAAAUGCAAUCUUUAUUUUGCAGUAAUAAUUUAAUAAAGCAUUUACUCAGCAUGAUUGAGUUCUUGAAGUUAAAUAGCAUUAGUUCUUGUGUGUGUUUUUCCACCAAAGCUAAAAGUUUACAACUUUAUCAAUGAAGUUCUACUUUUACAAGAUUUGUUCUUUUUUUGUGUUUUGUAUAAGUGUUUGUUAUGCAAUAAGUCUACCUCCUAAUAAGUCUAUUCCAGCAGUGUUUGUUUUUGGAGACUCUAUUGUUGAUACUGGUAAUAAUAAUGGCCUUAAAACUAUAGCUAAGGUUAAUUAUCCUCCUUAUGGUAAAGAUUUUAUGGGAGGAAUACCAACUGGAAGGUUUUCUAAUGGCAAAGUCCCUUCAGAUUUCCUUGUGGAAGAAUUGGGAAUAAAAGAUCUUUUACCAGCAUAUCUUGAUCCAACUUUACAAUCAGAAGACCUUAUCACAGGAGUUAAUUUUGCUUCAGGAGGUGCAGGAUAUGAUCCUCUAACAUCCGAACUCGCGAAAGUCAUCUCAUUAGAUGGCCAAGUGAUACUAUUCAAAGAGUACAUAGUAAAGCUCACAGAGUUAGUUGGAGAAGAUAGAAAGAAUGAAAUCUUGGCAAAUAGCUUAUUCAUGUUGGUCACAGGAGCCAAUGACAUUACCAACACUUAUUUCGGAAUGCCUCUUCGAAAAUCAUACUAUGAUGUUCCAUCAUACGCUGAUCUCUUGGUCAACUUUGCUUCCAGUUUUGUACAGGAUUUAUACGGUCUAGGGGCACGUCGUAUUGGUAUGUUUGGCAUACCACCAAUCGGAUGUUUGCCAUCGCAAAGAACACUGAAAGGAGGAGAAGAAAGACAAUGUGUUGAUAACUUGAACCAAGCAGCACAAUUGUUCAACAACAAGUUGGAAGCUUACUCAAGUUCUCAGGGAAACAAGUUACCUAAUUCAAGAUUGGUGUAUGUAGAUACAUACAAAGUGCUACUUGAUGUCAUCGACAACCCUCAACGAUAUGGAUUCAAGAUUGCAGACAAGGGAUGCUGCGGGACGGGGAAAAUAGAAGUUGCAGAGUUAUGCACAUAUACAUGUUCCAGUGAUUCUGAUUAUAUUUUUUGGGAUAGUUUUCAUCUUACAGAGAAAGCAUAUAAACUUUUAGUUCAUCAAAUUCUUGUCCAACAUUUAAAUAGCUUCUUCGCAGACAUGAAUGUACCGCGUAAUAAGUCUAUUCCAGCAGUGGUAGUUUUUGGAGACUCCAUUGUUGAUACCGGUAACAAUAAUGGCCUCACAACCAUAGGGAAGGUUAACUAUCCUCCUUAUGGGAAGGAUUUCAUGGGAGGAAAACCAACUGGAAGAUUCUUUCAUGUUUAUCUUAUUUCAGUGGAAGAAUUGGGAAUAAAAGAGCUUUUACCAGCAUAUCUUGAUCCAACUUUACAAGCAGAAGACCUCAUCACAGGUGUUAAUUUUGCUUCAGGAGGAGCAGGAUAUGAUCCUCUAACAUCUGAAAUCGCGAAUGUUAUAUCAUUGUCUGGUCAGUUGAAAAUGUUCAAAGAGUACAUAGUAAAGCUCAAAGAGAUAGUUGGAGAAGAUAGAAAGAAUGAAAUCUUGGCAAAUAGCUUAUACAUAUUGGUCGUAGGUAGCAAUGACAUUACAAACACAUACUUCAGUACGCAACUUCGAAAAUCCUACUAUGAUAUUUCAUCAUAUGCUGAUUUUUUGCUCAACUAUGGUUCUAGUUUUGUAAAGGAUUUAUAUGAGAUAGGGGCACGUCGGAUUGGUGUUUUUGGCAUACCACCAAUCGGAUGUUUGCCAUCGCAAAGAACACUGAAAGGUGGAGAAGAAAGACAAUGUGUUGAUUAUUUGAACCAAGCAGCACUAUUGUUCAACAGCAAGUUGGCAGCUGAUUUAAGUUCUCUGGGGAACAAGUUACCUAAUUCGAGAUUAGUGUAUGUUGAUAUAUACAAUCUUCCACUUGAUGUCAUCAACAACCCUCAAAAAUAUGGAUUCAAGAUUGCAGACAAAGGAUGCUGCGGGACAGGGCAAAUAGAAGUUGCAGAGUUAUGCAGAUUCGCGUGUUCCAGUGAUUCAGAUUAUGUCUUUUGGGAUAGUUUUCAUCUUACUGAAAAAGCAUACAGGCUUUUAGUUCAUAAAAUUCUUGUCCAACAUUUAAGUAGCUUCUUCUGAUAAAUUUACAUUCCAACAUAGCGUGUUUAAGACUACAAGAUUAAAGCAUAUUUUGGUACAUUCAAUGUAUCUUUAUUUUAAAACCACAAGAUUCCUAAGUGUUUACUUUUUUAACUA
This is a messenger RNA of Solanum pennellii, 2303 nucleotides long. RefSeq names its product GDSL esterase/lipase EXL3-like. Gene Ontology annotation, molecular function: lipase activity. Lineage: Eukaryota; Viridiplantae; Streptophyta; Magnoliopsida; Solanales; Solanaceae. The coding region runs from base 150 to 2186 and encodes 678 amino acids. The transcript is spliced from 10 exons. Gene Ontology annotation, biological process: lipid metabolic process. The record is from RefSeq and is a predicted model, not a curated record.